AUGAACUCAGCUGCUCUCUACGAUUUCCUUAGCGGCAUAGCCGGUGCGACUGCUUCAGUUUAUAUUGGUCAACCUCUUGAUACGAUCAAGACUAAGUUGCAGACAUUUCCCAAUCGUUACAGAAACUUUGUCGAUUGUGCGCAGAAAAUUUUCUACAAAGACGGUAUACAUGGUCUGUAUGCAGGCACGGUACCAUCAUUACUCGCAAAUGCAGCUGAAAAUGGCGUUUUAUUUAUGGCUUAUGGUCAAUGCCAAAACUUGAUCUGUUCAUUGAAUCAUAAAGCGACCAGUGAAGAAUUAAAUUCUUUAGAAAAUAUGGCAGCGGGAAGCUUAGCGGCGGCGUUUGCCUCAUUGGCCCUGUGUCCAACAGAAUUAGUUAAAUGUCGUAUACAAACGAUGAAUGAAAUGACGACCAAUAAAGAUAUUCGAAAACGUCAAACGAUUUCUCCAAUGACGAUCACGCGAAAUAUCAUUCGCACCGAAGGUGCACGUGGCUUAUAUCGUGGAUUGACAGCAACAUUACUGAGAGAAUGUCCUGGUUACGGUUGUUUUUUUGGAGGCUAUGAGCUAACAAGAACUUUAUUGACAAAGAAAAAUGAAGCGAAAAAGGAUAUCGGAUUUGUUAAAACAUGGCUAUCAGGUGGCAUGGCUGGUAUUUGCUUUUGGAUAUUUAUGUUUCCUAUUGACGCGAUCAAAUCACGUGUGCAAGUUUUUCAGCCGAAUAUGAGUGUAGCCAAAUAUGCACUUCAUAUUAUACGAAAUGAAGGAUUUACAACGUUAUAUGCUGGCUUGUUGCCAACACUAAUUCGAACCUUUUUCGCAACUGGUACACUGUUCAUCACAUAUGAGCACGUUCAAUCAUUUCUACAUCGUUCUUUCUAA
This is a messenger RNA of Adineta ricciae, 882 nucleotides long. The record is from the annotation of a GenBank genome assembly. NCBI's taxonomy places the organism in Eukaryota, Metazoa, Rotifera, Eurotatoria, Adinetida, Adinetidae.